Molecule: messenger RNA, 1551 nt
Organism: Eutrema salsugineum
Lineage: Eukaryota; Viridiplantae; Streptophyta; Magnoliopsida; Brassicales; Brassicaceae
Product: zinc finger CCCH domain-containing protein 15
Exons: 2
Coding region: 65-1219 (384 amino acids)
Molecular function (GO): metal ion binding; mRNA binding
Source: RefSeq, a predicted model, not a curated record
ACUCUCGAAAAACUAGAUCUGGAUUUCUUUCAGUUAUUUUCCGCGAUUUGUAUAAACGAAGACGAUGUUCAUCGAAAUCCGAAUUUCCAAUUAUCAUUUGCUUGAAGAGAUUUCGUAUACGGUUGCGUUUUCUUCUUCGCGAGAUUUAUACUUGUGCCGUUACAGAUGCAGAAACUUCCGAUCUCUCGAGCUUCCUUCUCAAUUGAUGAUAACUCGAAUCCUUUUUUCGCGAUUGCAGAACAGAACCGCCGGAAUCUCACCGAGAACCAUGGAAAACGAAAUCGCGCCGUAUACCUACAGCGGCAGCUCCGCCGGCGUCGUAGGAAUCAUGAAACCCCAAGGAGAACCGUCCGGCGUCGGCGUCGCUCCGCCUUCUCUCUUAUGCGACCAGCUCUACAAAUCCAGCCGCAACGUCAUGCAGCAGCGCCAAGACAUGGUGAAUCGCGAGGCGUUGUGUUACACGCGCCUCCACGAGGCCUCGCUUGAAGCCGAAGUGCUCCGUCUAGAGAACGCCCAGCUCCGAUCGAUGAAUCGUCACCUCAAGACUGAGCUUGACCAGCUGAUCCGAUCCUCUAUCCAGAACCGCCUCAAUCACGACAGGGUUCCGCUUCGGAUGCUUAGCAACCUCUCGAUCGGAGGGAAUCACGACGCCAACGGAGCGGAGAAUCAGAACCGUGCGCCGAUUCGAGAUGAAGUCAGCGAGGAGAGUCCGACGAGUGUGAUUGAGAACGAGGACGUGAACCGUUCUUCGCUACCAAAGAGCAUCUCCGUGAGGUCGAGCGGUUACUCUAAGUCGAGCCAAGGAGGUGGUGCUGCUCAAUGUGGGAAAUCUCGUGGAACUUUACCUAAGCCUGGAACUUGCGGUCAACAACUCACUACGACGCAAAAGGUAUAUGUGCGAGGAGGGAAGAAAGAAGAAGAGGAAGAAAUAGAAGUGGAGGUGUACAAUCAAGGGAUGACAAAGACAGAGCUAUGCAACAAGUGGCAAGAGACAGGGACAUGCCCAUAUGGUGACCAUUGCCAAUUCGCUCACGGCAUUAAAGAACUCCGCCCAGUGAUCCGCCAUCCUCGUUACAAGACUGAGGUUUGCAGAAUGGUUCUUGCCGGUGAUGCCUGUCCUUACGGCCACCGUUGCCACUUCCGCCACUCUCUAUCUGAGCAAGAGAAGCUCAUGGCUGCUGGUUUCAAACCCAAGUCCUCCUUCAAGGUGCUUAAAUGACCUGACCCAAAGGUAAAUAUCAAACAAAGGUUUGAAUCAUAUACCUACCUAUAAUUGAACAGUACUAUACCCACGUACAGAGAUAUUCAUAGCUACUAUUCAAAUGCUUUGGCAAAUAGCUUUUCGUAAAGAGUGAAUAAUGUUGCAUUCGUAAUAGAAACUCUCUGGAGACAAAUGGCUGUUUGACAUUUUCUCUCCACUAUACUGAGGAACAUUUGCUGGUUAUUCAGAUGAUCAAUGUUUUGUUAAUACAUAGAAGAUUUUAAGCCUUUUGGAUGCGUUUGUAAUAUUGAAAAAGCUUCAACAAUGUGCGCAAAAACAGAGGAAGGUUA